Messenger RNA from Ceutorhynchus assimilis (cabbage seed weevil), 4243 nucleotides. The record is from the annotation of a GenBank genome assembly. NCBI's taxonomy places the organism in Eukaryota, Metazoa, Arthropoda, Insecta, Coleoptera, Curculionidae.
CGAGGUACGGCCGGUACCCAUACCUAAAGAACCACGGUGACCGGGACAUAUGUAUAUAACCUAGCUCAGAAUUCGUACCAUCGAGUGCAACCUGGUGAACUUUAGAGCGCAAAUAUUUUCUGGAUUUAACUCCUAGUGACUAUUUUUGUUGUUGUUGAAAGAUGCUGCGGACGGUGUGUUUAUAAAACCGGAGUUCUUCGAUCUCUUGAGACUCGCGCUUCGGCCAUAUUGCAUACCAGAGUGGCGCGAGAUGGAUGUAUACAUUUUAGUGUAGGUCGAAAAGAGAUAGGCAUAGACCAGGAGUUUGUUUAAGAUAUUUUUGAAGGGGCAAGGGACUGUGGCUGGGAGGAAUGCUAGAUUCCAAAACAGAAACACGGAAACACGUGGAUUCAUUUUUUUAUUAUUAUGAUAAGAUAGUAUUUUGAAAAAAAUUAAAAUGUUGAUUAUUAGAGCCUCAACAUUUUUUCUGCUCCUUAUCCUUGUUGGUGCCCAAGGUCCUGGUCCUGGACCUGGAACGCAUCGAAGGCAAAUUCUGGAUCCCGAGCAGAUGCAAAGCAGAGCUGUAGAUACAAGAGUCACCUUUGAAAUUCUGGAAGGGCAACCUAAAGGUACUUUGGCUGGCAGAAUCCCUAUUAAACCAGGAUUCACGUAUAGGUUCAAUGAAGCUCCUCGAGAGUUUGUUCUGGAUUCAGAUACUGGUGAAAUCAAAACCAAUAUUAUUCUGGAUAGGGAGACUUUAAAAAAUGACCGUUACGAUUUGGUUGUGUUGUCCAGUCAACCGACUUAUCCGAUAGAAGUGAGGAUUUUGGUGAUGGAUAUCAACGACAAUUCGCCUGAAUUUCCCGAGUUGAGCAUUGCGAUUAGUUUUUCGGAAAGUGCGGUGGCGGGUACCAGGCUACUUUUGGACGCAGCUACCGACAAGGAUAUCGGCGCGAACGGUAUCAGUGAUAAAUAUCGAAUAAUUGCCGGUAACGAGAACAAAAAAUUUCGAUUGGUGGUCACGACGAAUCCUACCGGGGAUUCGUCGUAUUUACAUCUGGAGACUACCGGGAAAUUGGAUAGGGAAACUCAGGGAUUUUAUACGCUUAAUGUUAGUGCUCAGGACGGGGGAACACCAGCGAGGUACGGCUAUCUACAAGUGAACGUCACAAUACUGGACGUCAACGACAACCCACCAAUUUUCGACCACAGCGACUACAUAGUCAGCCUCAACGAAAGCGUACCACCCGGUACCCCGGUACUACAAGUGAUGGCGACUGAUAACGAUUUAGGCGACAACGCCAAAAUCACCUACUACCUAAACGACAACGAAAGACAGUUCACUGUAGAUCCAGAAACUGGCACGAUAUCCACUACAGAGCCGUUGCAUUGUCCGCAGCAAAAUUGUUUGCAGCCAACGAAACCUGGAGCUAGUUGUCCUAAGAGUUGCGUUUUUACUGUGUUUGCCAGGGACCAUGGGGUACCUAGGCAAGAUGGCAGGACUUAUGUGACAGUUAAUUUAUUAGAUGCAAACGAUCAUAGUCCAGUGAUUAAGUUUCGACAUUUUCCUGCUACAGCUGGUUUUGCUACUGUAGACGAAAAUGCUGGCAAUGGGUCUGUAGUGGCGGCUGUAUCUGUUGUCGAUCAAGAUGAUGGUUUGAAUGGUGAAACAACAGUAAAAAUUGUAGCUGGUAAUGAGCUAAACAAUUUUCGUUUAGACUACACUCCAAGUUUCGAUAUAGUCCGUGUAAAUGGUGUGUUGGACAGAGAAGAAAUAUCAAAGUAUAAUUUAACAGUUGUUGCAACCGACAAAGGCAAUCCUCCAAGAACGGCUACUGCUUUUUUGAUUAUUCACGUGAACGAUGUUAACGAUCACGAGCCUGUUUUUGAAAAAAGUGAAUAUUCGGCAAUAUUAAGCGAACUGGCACCUCCAGGUACUUACGUAGCUGGAAUCACAGCUACAGAUGAAGACACUGGCGUAAAUGCGCAAAUAUAUUACGCUUUUGUGUCUGGAAAUGAAAAUCAAUGGUUUCAAAUUAAUCAGGAUUCUGGAUUGAUAACUACCCAAGCGUCUUUGGACAGGGAGAUUCAAGGCACAGUUGAAUUGAAUAUUUCGGCCAGAGACGGAGGUCCCAACCCGAAAUGGGCUUACACUCAAUUGAAAGUUACCAUAUUGGAUGAAAACGAUGAUUCACCAGAGUUUUCACAAUCGAAAAUUAAUGUUUCUUUAUCUGAAAGUACUUUGCCUGGAACCUUGGUGGCUAUGUUGACUGCUUCUGAUAGAGAUCAAGGGACUAAUGGCAGUGUAGCUUACUCUUUGCAUGCAAAUGUUAAACAAAAAUAUGACGACACGUUUUUUCUUGAUGCUUUAACUGGUCAGUUGACUACUAAAAAGAAACUGGACAGAGAAGAAGUUUCAAUGUAUGAGAUCCAAGUCGUUGCUAGAGAUCAAGGGAUUCCUCCUCAAAGCAGCACUGCAACAGUAUUUUUAAAUGUCUUAGACGAAAACGAUAACGCACCAGAGUUUUACCCUUUAAAAUACUUCACCAAAAUCGCUGAUGAUUUGAAGGCAGGCUCCUCAGUACUAAAAGUAACCGCAAACGAUUUGGACGAAGGCGAAAACUCAGUCGUCACUUAUAAAAUCGAGGAACAAUCUGACAAUUUGUUUUCCAUCGACGAAUACACUGGGGUAGUGACGUUGAGGGGUAGCUUGAAGUCCAGCUCGAAGCCGAUUUAUAGAUUGCAAAUAUCCGCCAAGGAUAAUGGGGACAAACGAGCUACCGAGGAUGCCAUAGUUGAGAUUAUCAAAGACAGUUACAUGGAGGAGCUAAGCUUCGAUCAUUACGGCGAUUAUGAGUUUCAGUUAUUGGAAGAUCACGGUGAAUCACCAUCAUUCAAACGCAGAGACGUCGGUACAGUCCGAGUCCGCAAUAACGAUGCCACUUAUUCGAUAAUCUACGGCGAUCCUCACAAAAACUUCCACAUAAACGAGCACACAGGCAAAAUAUCAACAGCAAAAAAAAUCGAUCGCGAACAAAGCAUCAGCUACAGCUUGACUGUAGUCGCUAGGGCUCGUUUGAGCUACGGCAAAACGAAUGUCAACAUUUUCGUCCAAGAUUUGAACGACAACAAGCCCACAUUUCAGAAAUACAAAGACGAAAUUCGAUUAGACGAGAAUGCCGCUGUAGGCCACGAAGUUUACUUGGCAAGAGCUAGAGACUUGGACUCGGGAAUAAAUAGUCGGAUUUCGUAUGCGCUCAGCUACAACCCGGAAGAACAGUUUCGGAUUUCCGAAGCCACAGGGGUUAUUUAUUUGAACAAACCUAUAAGGGCCGAGCCGAAUAGUGUUUUGCAUGUGGAAGUGAGUGCUACUGAUAGUGGGACACCAGAACUAUCUUCUAAGUUGAAUGUGGAUGUUAGUAUAGCUGAUGUUAAUGAUCAUACGCCUGUUUUUGAUCAUACUUCUUAUGAAACUUCUUUGCUGGAAAGUACCCCAGUCAAUGAAAGGUUUUUCGCUUUGGCUGCCUCUGAUGCUGAUUUGGAUUUGAAUGGCAGGAUUACUUAUGAGAUUACUGAAGGCAAUGGAGAGCAAAAGUUUGGAGUAUUUCCUGAUGGGUUUCUUUAUUUGAGAAAAGCCUUGGAUAGAGAGGAAAAAGACUAUUAUUCCUUAACAGUAAUGGCCACAGAUAUAGGCAACCCUUCAAGAUUUUCAGUGGUUCCUGUAGUGGUGCAUGUAAUCGAUGAAAAUGAUAAUGCACCACAAUUUUCUAAUACAACUUUCACUUUCCAAGUACAAGAAAAUCAACCUAUUGAUUCUUUUGUAGGAAAACUUACAGCGAAUGAUGAAGAUAUUGGUCGUAAUGCUGAACUCAUUUUCUCUCUAUCUCCACUCCAAACGGAUUUCGUCAUCGACCCAAAAAAUGGCUUCAUAAGAACCUUGAGGAUAUUUGAUAGGGAGGCCUUGGUUAAAACCCAAGGCUACAGUUUUAUAACCUUAGAAGCCACGGUGGCCGAUAACGGUUCUCCGAAGCUGAAAGACAAAGUUAAAGUCAACGUUUACGUGAUCGAUGAGAACGAUAACGCCCCGAAAUUUCUGCGCACGCCCUAUAAAGUACAAGUUUCCGAAGGGAGCAGCUUGGGCGCUCAAGUAUUGAGGCUGUUUACUUUGGAUAUUGACGAGGGGUUGAAUGGGGAUGUGUUUUAUUCGAUUAUCGGAGGGAAUGAGGAUAGGAGGUUUGAUAUUGAGGAGGCAACAGGUAAAUGA